Daldinia childiae is the source of this 396-nucleotide messenger RNA. RefSeq lists its product as uncharacterized. Lineage: Eukaryota; Fungi; Ascomycota; Sordariomycetes; Xylariales; Hypoxylaceae. The coding region runs from base 1 to 396 and encodes 131 amino acids. The transcript has a single exon. The record is from RefSeq and is a predicted model, not a curated record.
AUGGAUCCAUCUGAGAAAUACCCAUACUACAAGAUCCACGAUAGAGAAAAUGGCUCAAACGGGAGCUUCAAGGUGUACAUUAUCCUGAUUGACUCGGACGAUGGGCGGGCGUACGAGAAGCUCUCAACUGACUCGGAGCGCUUGGACUAUAUGCGCAAGCAUGCGAAUGAUAGCUGGGAUGUCGUUCGGCCGGACGCCGCUUUCUAUGAGGAUUACGAGCUCGGGAAGAGAUAUACCAUCAAGAAAGACUCGCCCGAAUACAAGGGAUUGCAGAAGCUGAUGCGAAAGGACGGAGAAUCCUAUCAUGAAGGGACGAAGGAGUUCGCUGAUAUGCUACAGUAUUAUAAAGAGCAUGCUACUAUGGUGGAAGAUAUAUCUGUGGGAUCCCGCUGCUAG